Molecule: messenger RNA, 1074 nt
Organism: Cottoperca gobio
Lineage: Eukaryota; Metazoa; Chordata; Actinopteri; Perciformes; Bovichtidae
Product: arrestin domain-containing protein 3-like
Exons: 6
Coding region: 1-1074 (357 amino acids)
Biological process (GO): protein transport
Cellular component (GO): plasma membrane; cytoplasm
Source: RefSeq, a predicted model, not a curated record
AUGACCAUCAAAAACCUAUCAAUUGAAUAUGAUGCCAUCAACUGCAAAAACACCUUCACAAAUGGAGACACCAUCAAUGGGAGAAUCAUUGUGGAGGUUUCUAAGGAAACUAAAAUCCAGUCUCUCACUUUUACAGCAAAAGGAAAAGCUCGGGUCCGCUGGAGUGAACAUUACGGGCAACAUCAAUACCGGGUGUUCUGGUCUGAUGAGAAAUACUAUGACGUCAAACAUCAUAUCUUGAGAGAGGCAAGACAAGAUGGCACUGACGUCAUUGGUAAAGGACGACAUGUAUUUCCUUUUUCCUUCGAGAUUCCUGAAAGAAAAAUCCCUUCAUCUUUCAAAACCUCCAUAGGCCGAAUUGUUCAUAAAUUGAAGGCAGAGCUCAAACAAUCAAUGAAGCUGACAAAAGAGGCCAAAACCCACUUCACAUUUCAGUCCAAAGCUAACAUGGAUAUUCCUGGACUUAUGGAACCUCAGUAUGGUUGCAAGGAUAAAUCUGUCAAAGUGUUUGGCUCUGGAAACAUUUCAAUGGACGUUCGCACCAAGCGGAUGGGAUACAAGCAAGGUGAGGCUGUCAAAGUCACAGUAGACGUCACCAACAACUCAACUCGUUCAGUGAAGCCCAAAUUCAUACUGUAUGAGAAGAAGAGUUUCUUCGCCCAGGGUCGCAGGAGAGUUUCCACAAAUCAGAUCCUAAAGGAGAAGAUGGAGGCUGUUGCAUCCUCUAGAAAAGAGACUGUGACCAAGGUGAUCACCAUCCCCAGGGAACUGCCUACCUCCAUCUUGAACUGCUCCAUCAUCAAGCUGGAGUACAGGCUAAAGAUCAAUCUAGAUGUCAAAUAUACUUCAGACCUAGAGAUCAAACUCCCUAUAGUUGUCCUACCGUCCUCUGAGGGUCCCGGUAUGAAUCAAGCACCUGCUGCUGCUGCUGCUGCUGCUGGCUUUGGAUUUGAAGCAUUUGGGAACACAGACAAAGCACCCUGGAGCACUGCACCACAACCACAAGCAGCAGCCCAAGCUGUGGAUCCCCCACCUCCCUAUGGAGCACAUACUAUGUACCCUUCUAUCCAAUAA